AAUCAUUAAAGAAGAUCAUCAUAGCUUUAAACAUUUGCAGAGUUCAAAUGUUCAGAUGUGCAGAUGUUUGUGUAUCUGAACUCUUCAGUUUUGUCUUUGUAAAUACUAUAAAUGUAUUAUUUGUAGCAGUAUUGAAAUGUUUGUGUGUUUAUAUAUAAUUGUUAAAUUUUUCUCUUUAGAUCCAACUUCAGUGGAGACCAUAUCUUCUGUAGAGAGUUAUGGUCCUCAGAACACUCCCAACAGUAGUUUUGAGAUUCCUCUCUUCACUGUUGACGAGCAAAUCCAGGAGUUUCCAGAUGAUCUGUCAGAGGAAGAAACUGUGUGUCCUCUGGCAGAAAACCCAAGCCAAGACAUGGUCUUGAUUAUUGGGAGCAUGUGCUGGACCUACAACAUGGGUGAGCUACUGGGAGAAGGAGGAUUUGGUGCCGUAUAUGCUGGUGUCCGUGCCCAUGAUGGUCUUCCGGUGGCAAUCAAGUUUGCCAAAAAAAUGGAGGGCAUGGAAUAUCUCUACGUUCCUGGCCUUCCAGAACUUGUACCACUUGAAAUCGGCCUCACACUUAUGGCAAACAAGGGUCCCAGCUCACCCAACAUAAUCGAUCUGCUGGAUUGGCAGGACUUUCCAGACCAUUAUAUAAUGGUCCUGCAGCGUCCUUCACCAUGCCUGAGUGUGUUCAAGCUUUUGGAGAGCUGUGGCAACAUCUUUGAAGAAAGGUUUGCUCGGUAUGUGAUGCGCCAGGUUAUCGAGGCAGCUGAGACCUGCUGCCGGCGAGGAGUAUUCCACAGAGAUAUCAAGUUGGAGAACUUGAUCAUCAACACACACACCAUGGAUGUCACACUGAUUGACUUCGGCUGUGGGAACCUGUUCCAUGAAACAGAGUACCACACUUUUAGUGGUAUGUACAGUAUUAAAACUUUAGUGUCAUGACACACAAGCUGCUGAAUACAGUAAAAACAAACUGUUGUAACUCAGACAUGCAAAUCUCUUUCCUCCAGGCACAGAGAUGUACUGCCCUCCGGAAUUUUUCGAA
Molecule: messenger RNA, 1028 nt
Organism: Danio rerio (zebrafish)
Lineage: Eukaryota; Metazoa; Chordata; Actinopteri; Cypriniformes; Danionidae
Source: RefSeq, a predicted model, not a curated record